AUGGUACCUCUUGAACCUAGUUCUUACAAACAAGUAUCUCUUGAUCCGGCUUGGUGUCAUGCCAUGCAAGAGGAGUAUGAUGCUUUGAUGGCCAAUAAAACCUGGGUUCUCUAUCCUAGACCUGUUGACCAUAUUGUUAUUGAUAACAAGUGGGUUUAUAAGGUGAAACAAACCUCAACGGGUGAGGUUGAUCGAUUUAAGGCAAGGCUGGAGGAAGUAUAUAUGGAGCAGCCUAAAGGUUUUGUUAACUCAGAAUUUCCUGAUUCUCUCUGUAGACUUAAGAAAUCGCUUUAUGGCCUGAAACAGGCUCUUCGGGCCUGGUUUAUGAAGCUGUCCCCGUCACUCUUGGAGUUUGGUUUUACCUCAUCCACUGUGAAUUUCUCUUUGUUUGUUUAUUAUAACGAUGAUGCUCAUUUGUUCUUUCUCAUUUAUGUUGAUGACAUCUUAGUGACCGGGACACAUCAAACCAUGAUUUCUUCCCUCAUCAGUCAGCUCCAGCUUCAAUUUAAGAUGAAGAACCUUGGUGACUUGCAUUUCUUUCUUGGCAUUCAAGCUCACAGGGACUCUUUUGGUUUACACUUGAGGCAGACUAAAUAUAUUAAUGAUCUUCUCCAUCGCACUAAAAUGGCAGGAGCUAAACCUUUUCCCUCACCAUGUUCACCAGGACUUCGGUUGUCCCUUACUAGUGGUGAGCUACUUACUGCUAAUCAUGUGACAGAAUAUAGGCAAAUGGUUGGGACAUUGCAAUACUGCACCCUCACCCGUCCAGACAUCUCAUUCUCUGUUAACCAACUCUGCCAAUUUAUGCACUGUCCCACUUCCUCUCAUUGGUCUACAGUUAAAAGAGUACUAAGAUAUUUUAAGGGGACUAUUCAUCAUGGCUUAUGGUACACAAAAGCUCAUCUGUCUCUUCAGGCCUUUUGUGAUUCUCACUGGGCAAGGAAUCCUGAUGAUCGUCGAUUGACUACAGGCUAUAAUAUUUUCCUUGGCUCAUGCUUGGUGUCUUGGUCAGCUAAGAAACAACUUGUGGUGGCUCGGUCUAGUACUAAAGCUGAGUACCGAGCUCUUACCUUUGCCACUGCUGAGUUGUAUUGGAUAAGGAUGCUCUUGCAGGCUCUUUGCAUUCCACUUGCUCCUCCUCAAUUCUUUGGUGCGAUAACAUUAGUGCUUUAG
This is a messenger RNA of Magnolia sinica, 1173 nucleotides long. RefSeq lists its product as uncharacterized. The coding region runs from base 1 to 1173 and encodes 390 amino acids. The transcript is spliced from 2 exons. The record is from RefSeq and is a predicted model, not a curated record. Lineage: Eukaryota; Viridiplantae; Streptophyta; Magnoliopsida; Magnoliales; Magnoliaceae.